This is a messenger RNA of Colias croceus (clouded yellow), 1156 nucleotides long. RefSeq names its product NADH dehydrogenase (ubiquinone) complex I, assembly factor 6 (gene sicily). Gene Ontology annotation, biological process: mitochondrial respiratory chain complex I assembly; biosynthetic process. NCBI's taxonomy places the organism in Eukaryota, Metazoa, Arthropoda, Insecta, Lepidoptera, Pieridae. The coding region runs from base 183 to 1115 and encodes 310 amino acids. The transcript has 5 exons. Gene Ontology annotation, cellular component: mitochondrion. The record is from RefSeq and is a predicted model, not a curated record.
AAUUUUUAAUGUAAAAUAAUUUUUGUUGGGUUAAAAAAUAAAAAAAAAUAACUAAACAAUAAUAUGAAUAUAAUAUAAAAUAGAAGUUUAAGGCUAAGUGGGAACAUAACCCACUCAUAGUUCAUAGUACCAAGAACAGUUGUUCAAUUGAAUUAGUUAUUGUAACCUACAAAAAAAUAACCAUGUUAAAAAUCUAUCCUAGCGUUGAACGAUCCAUAAUACAGGCUUCUAUUAUAAAAAGAACUGCCUCACAUAAUGCUCCUAAAGAGAAUGGUUUAAAUUACUGUGCCAAUAUUGUAAGACAGCAUGAUUACGAAAACUAUUUGGCAACUCUUCUUAUGACAAAAACCAUUCGAUCACCAGCAUUGGUAGUCAGAGCAUUCAAUGCAGAAAUUGCUCGAAUUCAAGAUCAAACAUCAGAUGCACAGAUAGCAUCUAUGAGAUUACAAUUCUGGCAAGAUGCUCUUGGUACUAUCUACAAAAAAGCUGAGGACUUGUCUGGUAUACCGGCAAAUCCUGUAGCUCAAGAAUUGUUCAAAGUGUGUAAAAGUUAUAAGCUACCACAAAUGUAUUUAGAAAGAUUAAUAUCAUCCAGGAGUAGCAUACUCAAAAUGAAAUAUUUUCGCACAGUAGAAGAUAUAGAAAAACACUCAGAAAACUCAGUUUCAUCAGUCUAUUACCUCCUUCUUAGUAUAGCUGGAAUAGCAAAUGUACAUGCAGACCAUGCUGCGUCACAUUUAGGAAAAGCCCAGGGGAUAACUAAUAUAUUAAGGUCUAUUCAUGUAUCCAAUCAUCAUAAGGUGGUCUCUUUACCAAUGGAUGUUUUAAUGAAAUAUAAAAUAAGCCAAGAAUCAAUAUUGAGGGGCAUAGAUAAUGAAGAUAUGAGAAAUGUUGUUUUUGAAGUUGCAAGCAGAGCAAAUAGCCAUUUACAAAAAGCCAGAGCUAUUGAAGUGCCAAAAAUAGUUCACCAAAUACUUUUACCAGCUACUGCAGUUGAAAAUUAUCUAAAGAAGCUCCAGAAAAAUAAUUUUAAUGUUUAUGAUCUAUCAUUGCAGAAGAGAAACCCAACGUUACCUUUUCAUUUAUAUUAUAAAAGGCUUCUUAAUAAAUAUUAACUUACAUAUCUGGAAUGGAUAUGUUAAUGAAAUGUUUUUAA